This is a messenger RNA of Didymella exigua CBS 183.55, 1815 nucleotides long. RefSeq lists its product as uncharacterized. The transcript is spliced from 2 exons. Bases 413 to 1702 code for a protein of 429 amino acids. NCBI's taxonomy places the organism in Eukaryota, Fungi, Ascomycota, Dothideomycetes, Pleosporales, Didymellaceae. The record is from RefSeq and is a predicted model, not a curated record. Gene Ontology annotation, molecular function: protein binding.
GUAAAAAUUGACCGCUUUCGCGAAUAACAUCUCUUUUAGGUUAGUUUGGCGAGCGGUCACGUGUGGCUAAGUCAGCCAGGAACACCUUGCUGCACCUUUAUUAUGCGCCGUGUAAGACCGCGACCCAAUCUGCAAUGCGGCGAAAAUGUGUUCCCGUUUAAAGGCCCGUAUAUGUGAGCCUCCUCGCAAUACAUCCUGCUGUCUAGUAGAAAACGUGACGGAAGGUCGAAGCGUGCGCUGCAAAGGCCGCAACCGGAAAUUUGUGGUAGACAAUAAGACCGUUUGACUGCACUGAAAUACACUGAUCAUUCUCUCCAAUGUCGUCUAGAUUUUCCUUACUUGUGCGGUUUCCUUUGUCGACAUUCUUUCUUGAUUAUCGAAUCCGGUUCCAGCUUUGCCUUUUCUGCAUCUGAUGCUAAGCCAACUACCUCUGGAACUCCUUCGUCGUAUAUGCACGGAACUGUCACCUGAAGCUGCUCUGCACUUUGCUCAUAGCUGCCGACAGACAUACCACUCUUGUGACGACUGGAUCGUAUGGCGCAGUAUUGUGAAGAGCGUGCGCGUCCGUACCGAACCACCUGCAGCUGUGCUUGAACGAGGGUGUAAAGGGAUAGAACAUACAAUGGCAAACGCUGGUACCGUUCAGCCUGGCGCUGGACAUCCAAGUAUAACCGCUAUCGAACAGUAUAUGCCACAACUUAUAGUGUUGGGAUAUACGAUGGCAACGCCGCUGGAUCUCCGUACCAUGUACGAUCAGUGUAGAGCCUUGGUCAGUAGACAAGAGUAUCCAUCAUCGCUGAUCCGAGCAAAGACCGAUGAAAGUAAAUGGUUCGAGUUCAUGACAGACCCAACAAGCCGAUUUGCUCCGAGAGAAUGGCUGUCUGCGCAGACCGCCAGCUUGUGCUUUGCUAUUGGAGCAUUGUCUGAUGUGAACCACGCUUAUCAGUCAGAGGAGCCAUAUGCACGCUUGGAAGACGUCCAGUGGUUCAAUUCAAACGCAACCCAACAAGAUUGUGCAGACACGCUGGUAAUGCAGCAUGCAUUGGCGAAUACAGCAGUCGGUUGCUUUUCUCUGGAGCUUCGGGCGGCCCUUGGUGGCGAGAGAACGAUCGGCGAGGACUUCGAAGGUACCGCCAGUCCACCGACAGCUUCCAGCAUCCCGUUGGCAGCUCAAAUGGUAUCGAGCUUGCUAUCUUCGCCCGGCAACUUCAAGGACUCCUCACCGAGUUGCUUGAUGGCCACCGUUGACCCUGUCUUCUUCACGAGCCAUGCAUGGACCGGGUAUCUGACCACACGAGGCGACUGGCGAAGCGUGUACCACGGGAUCGGUGGGCACAACCUCAGGGAUCUGCCCUUAACAAAUGGACUCGACCAUGCGGGCAGUGCCAGUUUUCCAAUUGCCCUCGAUCACACCGUGAGAUUCCGUGUUGUCGACACUUUGGCCAAUGGCGACUUUGUGCUGCAAUCCAACUACUUCCACACCCGGGAUGACAUGUACACUAUGACGGUACUGGUGGAGAAACGGACCGGCCGGUUGUCGAUAUGCAUGUUACGUCCAGACGACGCGCCUCCACGAGCGAUACAAGCCUACCCAAGAAACGCCCUCAAUACACCUUUCGGAAUUGUAUACGGUAUCGAGCCUGGUAGUUGGCUGUGGCUUUGGAAGACCGAAUGGUCUGUUGGAAGUUCGAGGGGUCGCUGAAGUGGAAAGACGAAUAUUGAAUAAAAAGACGGUUCGGCAGUUCGCCGACAGGUAGCAUGCCGAUACGUAAGGUAUCUGAGACACUGGAGGCAACAAGGGUCCGGAAAAGCCAC